GAAGCACGUGGCCCAUCGCUCUUUUGACUCACAGCAACCGCCGUGGACUCGGGUUUCUUUUACUUGGAAUCCUUUUUCGCAGUUUAUACACAAAAUUAUUAAUAACCAUUACAAUAAUUUGGUGAUAACAAUUAAUCAUAAAAAAAAAAAUAAAAAAAAACGUGUUGAUAAAAGUGUUAAUUACAUCCAUAAAGCAUUGUUGUUAAAACUCUUGAGAAUGGAUAGCAAAAAUGAAAACAGUUUUAUAGUCGAGCAUCGGUGGAGCUCGGGGUUUCCAUUAGACAAUAAUUGGAGUCAGCCGGAAUGUUUCACGUUUCCAAAUUAUGAUAAAAUUUUUUUUUCCAUGCAUGUGAAAAACACCAAACCGACCUUUGAAGUUAAAAUUGUUAAGAAAGGUAUUUUUAAUCCUAGUCGAGCGAAGAUCACGAUAUAUUAUUUGGGAUCAUCUUAUAGUGUCACAAUGAUAGACUGGAGUGGAAAUGAAAGUGAUACAAUUUUGGUGAAAGAGCAGCCAUAUUCUAUCGACCGUGGGUUUAAAUGUAGAAUAGAGCUGGAUGAAAUUGAUUUUGAUAAAGCUGAUUUAAAAAUAUUGUCGUCUAUAUCCGGUAUCAAUGAUCUAAAUAAAUAUUUUCUUUCAUCAAAAUGGAGUGAUGUCACCAUUAAAGAUAAAAAUAACACAGAAGAACUACCGGCACACAAAGUCUUACUUGCUUCUAAUAGUUGUGUUUUUGAGAGAAUGUUUGAGACAAACAUGAAGGAAGCCAGAGAAAAUUGUAUUCGCUUUGAUGAGUUUGAAGCCGAUACCAUUACAGAAAUGCUAAGAUUUUUGUACACAGGGAGAGUUGAACCCGAGAAUGAUUACAACGUCCUUCUGAAAUUAUUAGAAUUCUCACAUAUGUAUCAAAUAACUAAGUUAACAAUUUAUAUGUCCUAUAAAUUGAUACAGAAUUUAACCGCUGACAAUGUCAUUGAUAUUUUGGUGAAAACCGAUAAAUUCAAUGUCCCAAAAUUACAUGAGAAAGCACUUUUGUAUUUAGAUUGCAUCAAAGAACGCAUUUCGUUUUCCAAAGCCUUUGAAGAAUUUAAUAAUUCUAAAGUUUUGAGGAAAUUUUUUAAAAAUAAAGUACAAAUGAAGAAUGAUGAAUUUGAUAUGGGAGAUGACCAGUAAAU
This is a messenger RNA of Microplitis mediator, 1170 nucleotides long. RefSeq names its product kelch repeat and BTB domain-containing protein 3-like. Lineage: Eukaryota; Metazoa; Arthropoda; Insecta; Hymenoptera; Braconidae. Bases 218 to 1168 code for a protein of 316 amino acids. Gene Ontology annotation, cellular component: cytoplasm. Gene Ontology annotation, molecular function: ubiquitin protein ligase binding. The transcript has 2 exons. The record is from RefSeq and is a predicted model, not a curated record. Gene Ontology annotation, biological process: regulation of proteolysis; proteasome-mediated ubiquitin-dependent protein catabolic process.